Messenger RNA from Rangifer tarandus platyrhynchus (Svalbard reindeer), 414 nucleotides. NCBI's taxonomy places the organism in Eukaryota, Metazoa, Chordata, Mammalia, Artiodactyla, Cervidae. The record is from the annotation of a GenBank genome assembly.
AUGCUGAGCAGAGGCGGAAAAGCGGAGCCGGAAUUGGUUCCCAAUGUUUUAGUGCUACCAAAAAAAGAAGGGGGGGGUAGUAAUCGUGGGGCCCCUCACACCCCGCUGCGGUACACUCACCCUCACCAAAGUCCUUCCGGAAGUCCAAGUUCGAAGAUGGCGCCGCCUGUCUGGUCGCCGUUUUAUGACGAAAUCUAUGCGGCCAGCGUCCCCGAGCCCGUCGCAGCGGGCGCCGCUCCCGGGCCUCCGAGGCGCGAGGGAAGCGGCACGGCCUUAUGGGAAUUGCAGUGUCCCGAAGGGAAGACUGACGCCUGCGCGGUGACGGCCGUCGCGCCCCCGCGGGUUCCCACGCGGCUUCUAUGCGAGCCUCGAGAGUGCGGGCGCCCAGGCCCGAGUGUCGCUCCCGAACGCUGA